GGAAGACAGCUCCGUCUCCUUGGAGUAAAAUCCCGUUCUCGGCUGUGUGGUCCAUGUGGUCUCCAGGACUUAGGCCCCUCUGAUUCACCCCGAGAAUCUCUUUACCCCUUUGCCCCAUGGAAAAAUCUGAAAGGAAGAUGUCAGAUGGCUCUCCCCCUCCUCAGAAUAAACUCCUCUCUCCUCGCUUUUCAGAUUAGGGCUCUAAGACGUGAACUGGGGCUUCCCUGUCCCACUCCAGGCCCCGCCGGACUCGCAGCUGGUUCCUACAGGAUCGGCCUCUCCUGCUGCAGGAAGCUGGGCUCCUGGCCGGCAGCGCGAGCUUUAUUUUUACCUGGUGACCCAGCAGUGACAGCUGAGGCCAUGUGAGUGUGGGAUCCUGAAUGAGGCUUUAUCUCUGACUGUCCGGCCCAUCAUCCACUGUGGCACCAGCUCCCUCCGACAGCCUGGAUGGAGACAGCCAGAGCUAGAGAGGUGAUGGUAACCAUAGCCCGGACUGAGAGGAGGAGACUGGGCCUCUAGCUGCCAAGCCAACCAGGGGAUGGAGACACCGGGCCACGAUAAACAUCCUCGGAGCCCUAACAUUGAUCUUCUAACCUGACCUUGCCUGACCAAGCCAUGUCCCAAGAAGCCUCGGUGGACAGGGGGCUGCCCCCAGAGGUCCUGGCAGAGCAGGUGGAGCUAUGGUGGUCCCAGCAGCCCCGGCGCUCCUUGCUCUGUUUCUCCGUGGCCGUGGGCCUUGUGGCUGGCUGCGGGGCAGGCGGUGUGGCACUGCUGUCCUCUACCAGCAGCCGCUCUGGCGAAUGGCGACUAGCUGUGGGCACCGUGCUCUGCCUGCUGGCCCUGCUGGUUCUGGUAAAGCAGCUGAUGAGCUCGGCAGUGCAGGAUAUGAACUGUAUACGCCAGGCCCAGCACGUGGCCCUGCUGCGCAGCGGCGGAGGGGCCGACGCCGCCGUGGUAUUGGUCAGUGGCUUUGUGCUGCUGGUCACCGGCCUGACCCUGGCUGGGCUGGCUGCUGCCCCGGCUCCAGCUCGGCCGCUGGCUGCCAUGCUGUCUGUGGGCAUCACCCUGGCUUCCUUAGGCUCAGUCUUGUUGCUGGGUUUGCUGCUGUAUCAGGUGGGUGUGAGUGGACACUGCCCCCCGAUCUGUGCGGCUGCACCCUCCACCCAAAAUGGCCACCGUGGUAACAGCAGCAGCAUCUUUAGCAUCUCGGGACAGUUGUCCUCUGGCCAGCGUCACGAGACCACCUCCAGCAUUGCCAGCCUCAUCUGACGGAGAUGGAGCCCUUCUUCCCAUGACCCGACUCAGUGUCCCCAGAACCUGGGACGUGCACAGGUGCGUGCAUGUAUGUGUGCCCCCCCUGCCGUGGGAUUGCAUAGCAUGUGAUUAGGAGCUCAUGUGUACCCACACAUCCACACCAUGAGAAGGUGAGUGAUGGAUGCCUCCUUGGGACUGAAUGCUUGUGUCUGAGGACUGUCAUGCUCUCUGCCUCGUUCUGGGGUCUCUGGGCACAUCUGGAAUUCCUGAAGAUUUGACCUGUAUUUCUAAGACCCUACAACUCCAGCCUUGCCCUAUGACAUCAUGCAGGGUCUGCACACAAGUGACCAUUGCAUACCCAUGAAUAGACCAGUGAUUGUUCUUCAGAGAGAGUGACUUUUGGCAAAGCAGAGGGAAAUGGCUCCCUGAUGAGAUGGACCUGGACCGGAAAUGCCUUUGAGCUUAUAACCUAGCAGCUGGGGCCUGGGUGAGGUGACUUACCCUCUCUUGCCUCAGUUCUUAGAAGAGUGUUGCCAUUGAUUUGUUAGGAUUAAAUGCUAUCCUCAAUGAGAUGACUGGAGUCCUGGCAAAUGUGCAAUAAAAAGGUGACUACAGUUGUCUUCA
Molecule: messenger RNA, 1878 nt
Organism: Peromyscus maniculatus bairdii (prairie deer mouse)
Lineage: Eukaryota; Metazoa; Chordata; Mammalia; Rodentia; Cricetidae
Source: RefSeq, a predicted model, not a curated record